Molecule: messenger RNA, 492 nt
Organism: Sclerotinia sclerotiorum 1980 UF-70
Lineage: Eukaryota; Fungi; Ascomycota; Leotiomycetes; Helotiales; Sclerotiniaceae
Exons: 1
Coding region: 1-492 (163 amino acids)
Source: RefSeq, a predicted model, not a curated record
AUGCAACUUGUUCCAAUAGGCACAAGAAGAAUCCACAAGCCAUCGGCAUACCUAAUUGAGAACAAUGCCCGACCUCCAGGUUACAUGGUCUCCAGCUUAGCUCGUUUGACGUACGGUAUCGACUAUUUCGCACUACAGAUGCUUUUUGCCCUUGGCCCAAAUGAGGCUGAUAGGUUCAGGGCUAUGGCUACACCUUUCCAAAACGGUGCUCAAUAUUACAGCAUGGUCCAAUACGUGUCACCAGAUCGUAGUGGGGUAUUGCUCACGGAGGACCCGGGGAAGGAGAUGUUAGAGCGAUGUCCCGAAUUGAUGAAUAGAGAUAAUGUUGCGGUUUCCUGGUCUCCCAGGCGUAGAGGAGAUAAGAUCUUUGGACCAGAGACAAUGAAAGUGGCAUGGCUGAGUCGCUAUAUCGUGACGAGUCGGCAUUCCUUGAAUCACCUGCUCGAACUUGGAGCUGAGAUUGUAAAAGAGUUCAAAUACGAGCUUGCUUAA